Prunus armeniaca (apricot) is the source of this 1191-nucleotide messenger RNA. The record is from the annotation of a GenBank genome assembly. Lineage: Eukaryota; Viridiplantae; Streptophyta; Magnoliopsida; Rosales; Rosaceae.
AUGGGGGUUUGCUGGAGCAACAAAAUCAAGGCUGAAACUCCUUCUCAUACAGGAUUCAAUUCUAAAAAUGGGAGUGCUUCAAAUAGCAAGGCCUCAUCAGGUUCCAUGCCUGUCACUCCUCGGAGUGAGGGUGAGAUCUUACAAUCUACUAAAUUGAAGAGUAUCGGGUUCAGUGAGCUCAAAAAUGCCACAAGAAACUUCCGUCCUGACAGUGUACUAGGAGAUGGCGGUUUUGGUUCUGUUUUCAAAGGUUGGAUUGAUGAAAGUUCUCUCAUAGCUACCAAGGCCGGUACUGGCAUGGUGAUUGCCGUGAAGAGGCUCAACCAAGAUGGAAUCCAGGGUCACAAGGAAUGGUUGACAGAAAUCAACUAUCUUGGGGAGCUGCAUCACCCUAAUCUUGUGAAAUUAAUUGGUUAUUGCUUAGAGGAUGAUCAUCGGCUCUUAGUUUACGAGUUCAUGCCUAAGGGUAGCAUGGAAAAUCAUCUAUUCAGGAGAAGUUCUCACUUUCAGCCACUACCUUGGAGCCUUCGAAUGAAAAUCGCCCUUGGUGCUGCAAGGGGACUUGCUUUUCUCCACAAUGCUGAAACACAAGUCAUACAUCGCGACUUCAAGUCGGCUAACAUUUUGCUCGACUCGAACUACAAUGCAAAGCUGUCUGAUUUUGGAUUAGCCAGGGAUGGCCCAACUGGUGACAAGAGCCAUGUCUCUACUAGGGUCAUUGGAACUCAAGGAUAUGCUGCUCCUGAGUAUUUAGCCACAGGUCAUCUUACUGCCAAGAGUGACAUAUACAGUUUUGGAGUUGUUCUACUAGAAAUGUUAUCUGGACGACGAGCUAUAGAUAAGAACAGACCAACUGGAGAACACAACCUGGUGGAGUGGGCAAAACCAUACCUGAGAAACAAACGCCGGGUUUUUCGUGUUAUUGAUUCUCGACUUGAAGGCCAGUACUCACUCAAUCGGGCUCAAAAGGCUGCCAACCUUGCACUUCAAUGUCUUUCUAUAGAUCCUAAGUACAGACCCGACGUGAACGAAGUGGUAACAACACUGGAGGAGCUUCAGGAGACAAAGGACAUGCAGAAAAGUACUCAGAAAGAGAACCAUGUAACUAGUCAUGGCCAUUCUAAUGGUGCUCCUAAUGCUUCCAGAGUGACUGCUUAUCCCAGGCCUUCUGCAUCCCCACUUUUUGCUUGA